AUGGCAAAAAUCACUAACGAUGCUGGCGAAACGUCUGAGAAUGUACCAAGUCCACUGUCUGAUGCUGGGAGUCAUGACAACUACUAUGGCAGAGAACUUCGGAUAAGAAUAAGUUCCAGCUCUGUUAAUGUCUAUCAUACGACGAAGGAAAGUUCAGUCCGUUUUCACCCGAAGCAAGGGAGGAUGUCUCGUGGACUACGUCAACUUGAACGCCAAACGGCUGCAGUACAGCAGGAAUCAGCCAUCGUCUUCUGGUGA
Messenger RNA from Protopolystoma xenopodis, 258 nucleotides. The record is from the annotation of a GenBank genome assembly. Lineage: Eukaryota; Metazoa; Platyhelminthes; Monogenea; Polystomatidea; Polystomatidae.